Messenger RNA from Lathyrus oleraceus (garden pea), 831 nucleotides. RefSeq lists its product as uncharacterized. The transcript has a single exon. The record is from RefSeq and is a predicted model, not a curated record. Lineage: Eukaryota; Viridiplantae; Streptophyta; Magnoliopsida; Fabales; Fabaceae. The coding region runs from base 1 to 831 and encodes 276 amino acids.
AUGUCAGGUGAAUCUGAAGUUAUUGGUUCGGGUGGGGGUUCUCCUCCUCGUGGUAAUAAUAAUAAUGAUGAAAGUACAUCUGAUAGUAAUAACUAUGUUGCUAGACCUCCAACAUUCAACGAAGACUCCACUGAAUUCGAAUGGUGGAAAACCAAGAUGCACACUCAUAUCAUAGGUAUUGAUGAUAAUUUAUGGGACAUCUUGGAAGAUGGUAUUAACAUUCAAGUUAAUAGUGUUGGAAUGAUAUCUGAUAGGAAAUAUCUCACACCUUCUCAGAAGAAGUUAUACAUAAAACACCAUAGAGUAAGAGGUAUCUUUGUUGAUGCUCUACCUCAUUAUGAGUAUAUCAAAAUCAUUGAUAAAUCCACAACUCAUAAUAUCUUUAAAUCCACGUGUGUUGCAUAUGAAGGGAAUCAUGAUCAACAGGUUCGGGAAGCUAAGGCUAACGUUUUGGUUCACAGAUAUGGGUUGUUCAAGACGAAGGAUGAUGAAGACAUUGAAAGCAUGUUAUCUAGGUUUAAAAUUCUUGUGUCUGGUCUUCAAGUGCUAUACAAAAGCUAUACUAGCUCUGACCACAGUCUUCUUGUCAAAUUCAGACCCAAGGUAACAACUAUCCAGGAGGCUAAAGACUUAAACACAUUAAGUCUUGAAAGUCUUAUAAAAAAUCUCCAAAGUCAUGAGAUGGAUCUUAAUGGAUAUGAACCUUUCAAGAAGUCAAAGUCUCUUGCCUUGAAAUCUUUUGAAAAAUUUGCAAAGGAUAUAAAGAUCUGGAACUCUAAAGAAGCUUCUCAAUCAGAAGCUUUUGAAGAAGAUUCGAUAGUCAUGAGAUGA